AUGAAUAUCACAGCUGCCACAAGGUUAGCACUCAGCAAAAAUUUGACUGUCAAGAACAAGUUAGUAGGAGCCUCGAAGAUUAGUUUCACUAGGCUAUUUUCAACAAAUAUGAGCAAAUCUGGUAUCUCACUUGAUAAAGUCCUGACUAAUCCAUGUGUUCUAAAAUCCACAGAAACAGUUUUGAAGACAGAUGUAGUAUUAAGAGCUCUGCCUUACAAAGUAACUUCUCCACAGCACUCAGAGCCACCAAUUCUGAUCAAUAAUGGAAAAGAAAUGACUCCAAGAGAGAUUUUUGAGGAGGACUUGCAGAGCUUCACUCCUCAAUUUGUAUGUGUCCAGAUAGAUCCCAUGAAGUACUCAAAGGCUAACCAACAGAUAGGCAAGGUUUACAUAAAGCAACAGCAGAAUAAGGAUGUUAAAGACGACAAAAAAUUAGAAGAGAAAAAUAACAAAUUUAUUGAUAAAAAGCUCGAUGGGAUGCUGCAUCCUGACCAUGGAGACUCCUCUCUCAUCAACAUGGGAAUUGCAGAAGGUUAUUUUGAUAUAAAGUAUCCUAAAUUUGCAGGCAAAUUUAGGCUAGAGAAAAUCUUUGAUGAGGAUUUAAAGCAGAUCAUCCCUAAAGUUCACAAAGGUACUGCUGAUGAGAAGGAAUUAGACAUAUUUAAUCAGAGGUUAAAGUCUGUGAAGCCUCUUCUAGACUUUGCCAUAAAUGAGUUCCAUGUGUUUCCACCCAAAGGCAAAGAUGUCUUCACCCCAGGCCCUUGAAUAUAUCAUGGAAUGGAGGAAAUUUAUAAGCAGUGAUUUUUCAACUUGAUUGAUAUCUGCCUGGUAGAAUACCCAGAGCCACUAUCAAGACUAUUUCUGCAUAAAAUUGCAGAUCUGGACUAUUAUAAAGCCAAGGAAAUCUAUGAAGGUGUGAUUACCUGUGGAGAAGAGCUAUCCCAGCGUUCUCAAAUGCUUGGAUUCGGACCAUUAGUAAGUAAGGCCUUUCAGAAGAGAAUUAUUCAUGAGAUUUUCCCUAAUAUCUGAGUCAACCCCAGAGAUGAGUACAUUGCAUCACAUAUCUACCAACUGUCUGAUAGAGGUUAUAAGACUAUGGUGUACCUCGGAGAAGCCAACUUUGAAGGUGUCAAGAAACUCUUAGAGGAUCCUCCCAAGCAUAUUAAGAUCCCUAAUACAUUAGCAAAUGCUGAUAUGAGUCUUUUUGAAGAAGACAUUGCUCCAAAAGAUCAAUAUGGCAAUAUCGAAGAUGAUCCAAUCAAGAUAGAGGAGAAUAGAACGAAGAUUCCAGAGAAUUGGAAAGACCAAAUCGAAGCUCAUGCUAUGCUAGAAGCUGCCUUUGGAACCAUGGCGUGGGGAGAACCUUACCUCAAAAAUCAAUUUCCAUACUUAAAAGUGUAUAGAGAGGACAUUCAUGAUGAUAUGUAUAUGAAAUUCCAACAAUACUUCAAGGAGAAAUACGUCGAACACCGAAAGCCGAUUGACAAGAUCUUCAAAUAAUUGAGUUGAUUCAAUAUUCCCA
Messenger RNA from Moneuplotes crassus, 1522 nucleotides. The record is from the annotation of a GenBank genome assembly. NCBI's taxonomy places the organism in Eukaryota, Ciliophora, Spirotrichea, Euplotida, Euplotidae.